Molecule: messenger RNA, 588 nt
Organism: Balearica regulorum gibbericeps (East African grey crowned-crane)
Lineage: Eukaryota; Metazoa; Chordata; Aves; Gruiformes; Gruidae
Source: RefSeq, a predicted model, not a curated record
AUGGCAGCCCAGCAGACUGUGCCGGUCUCCUCCAGGCCCCGGACAUCCUUCCUCAUCCAAGACAUCCUCUGGGACGGGGCAGAGCGGGGAGCACAGCCGGAGCGGGGCAAGAGCGGAGGGUCUGGCAGCCCGGAGGACGGUGACCCAGGGGCAGCCACAGCGCAGGGCAGCGAGGGCAACGUCACGGCGGAGACCUACCUGUCAGACUGCGACCCCCCGCUGCAGCCCCUGCCCAGCGCCCAGCGCCCCCCCAAGCAGGCGAAGCGUUCUCGGGCAGCGUUCUCCCACACCCAAGUCAUCGAACUGGAGCGGAAAUUCAGCCACCAAAAAUACCUCUCGGCCCCCGAGCGAGCCCACCUGGCCAAAAACCUGCAGCUUACCGAGACCCAGGUGAAAAUCUGGUUCCAGAACAGGAGGUAUAAAACCAAGAGGAAACAGGUCGCCUCCGAAAUCAGCAGACUGGACACGCGUCUGGCGGGGCAGAAAGCGGCCGAGCACCCCGGAGCAUCGCUGCUCGCUCUGCGGGGCGGCUGGCACUACCUGCCUUGCCUCUACUACUUGAACGGCUGGAGUCCCUCCUGGUGGUAA